Molecule: messenger RNA, 1680 nt
Organism: Blastocystis hominis
Lineage: Eukaryota; Bigyra; Opalinata; Blastocystidae
Exons: 3
Coding region: 1-1680 (559 amino acids)
Cellular component (GO): lysosome
Molecular function (GO): cysteine-type endopeptidase activity
Source: RefSeq, a predicted model, not a curated record
AUGAAAUCCUACCUGAUCUUUGGCAUCUUGGUUGCCGUUGUUUGCGCUACUGGUUGUUUUCGAUCGAAUGUGGCGGCUCCCGAACAUGUGAAGUCGCCUCUUCCGCAGAAUUACGUUCGCUCCGGACAACUUCCCAAGAACUAUGAUCCUCGUAAUAUCAAUGGCCUGAAUAUGGUGAGUGUCAACAAGAAUCAGCAUAUCCCUGUUUGGUGUGGAUCGUGCUGGGCAUUCUCGGCUACUUCCGCUGUGUCGGAUCGUUUGAAACUCAUGACGAAAGGAGCCUGGCCGGAGCAUGAUCUCUCCGUCCAGGUGGUUAUUAACUGCGCAGAUAAUGCGGAGGGCUGCGGAGGUGGUCAUCCCACGGAUGUUUACCGUCUGAUGAACGAAAUGGGUGUUCCGGCGGAGGGCUGCAUGCGCUACGAAGCCAAGAACAUGGAAUGCACGGACAUCAACAUUUGCCGUGAUUGCGAUAUGGAUCAUGGCUGCGUCGCUGUGAAGAAUUAUACGAAGUACUACGUGGAGGAGUAUGGCAACGUCAAUGGCGAAGAAAACAUGAUGAAGGAGAUCUACGCGCGCGGUCCGAUCACCUGCGGAAUUGCCGUUCCCCAGGACUUCGUGGACUACAAGGGCGGUAUCUACAAGGACGAAUCGGGCGCCGUGGAGAAGGUGCACGCGAUUUCGGUGGUCGGUUGGGGCGAAGAGAACGGCGAGAAAUACUGGAUCGGCCGCAACAGCUGGGGCAAUUACUGGGGCGAGGAGGGCUGGUUCCGCAUUGCGCGCGGCAUCAACAACCUGGCGAUCGAGUCGGAGUGCCAGUGGGCGGUUCCGAAAGUCCCCGAAGCGAGGAAGAGCCGCGAGUUCCGCCGCCGCGAAUUGCUGCUGCACGUGCGAGAGGGCUGCGUGGAUAAGAGCCGCGCGGUGAACAAGGAGCACGUGGUGUCGCCGCUGCCGCACACCUAUCUGAAGGCGAACGAUCUGCCCGCGAGCUACGACAUCCGCAACGUGGACGGCGUGAACUACGCGACGUGGAACCGCAAUCAGCACAUCCCGGUCUGGUGCGGAUCGUGCUGGGCGCAGGGAUCCACCGCCGCGCUCUCGGAUCGCAUCAACAUCAUGAGAAAGGGCGCGUGGCCUGCGGUGAACCUCGCAGUGCAGGUCGUGCUGAACUGCGGCGACGCGGGAUCGUGCCAUGGCGGCUGGGACGACGGCGUGUACGCCUACGCGCACGAAGUGGACAUUCCCGAUCAGACCUGCCAGCCCUACGAGGCGGUGGACCACGAGUGCUCGCCCGAGAAUAUCUGCAGGAACUGCGAUCCGGAGAAAUGCUGGGCGGUGACGGACUACAAGGUGUACAAGAUCUCCGAGUAUGGUCGCGUGAGAGGAAUCGAUGCGAUCAAGGCGGAGAUUUUCGCGCGCGGACCGGUGUCGUGCUCGAUGACGGUGCGCGAAUCCUUCCUGGAUUAUCAUGGAGGCGUGUAUGAAUCGGAUAGCAGCCCCAUGGUGGCUGGACACAUCGUGGAGAUUGCGGGAUGGGGCGUGGAGAACGGACGGCCGUACUGGAUUGGACGCAACAGCUGGGGCGAGUACUGGGGCGAGGAAGGCUGGUUCCGCAUUGAUAUGGAGAAGGACAGCGGAAUCGGAUCGGACUGCGGAUGGGGAGUUCCGAUCAUCGAUUUUUGA